UCUAUAUCAUUAUUAGGGUUUAAUUUAAUCAACCCUUUUCAACUGCUUUAUUUGUCCCUUUCCCCCUCAUUUUCCAGCUUCCAAUUGUUAGGGUUAGGGUUUUAGGUUUCUUUUAGUAAGUUCUUGGAGAUAUAGAGGCGUUCUCUUUUAAUGGUUGAUGGUGUAGCAAUGGAUACAGUGAACCAACGGGGACUACUAGGGAGACCAUACGGAUAUCUGCAUGAUGACGGAGGAUUUGAGAGGAAAGACAUUAAAGGAGCUCACAAGGCGGUCAUGAAUGGAGUCAUGAGUUCAGUUCAACCUACUCGAACCAGUGAACUCACCAUUGCUUUUGAGGGUGAGGUCUACGUCUUCCCCGCAGUUACUUCUGAAAAGGUCCAGGCAGUUUUACUACUACUGGGAGGAUGUGAUACAUCAAUUAAUGUGCCCAGCUCCGAGUUCCUACUACAAGAAAAGGUCAAGGUUGUAGGUGACUCUUCACGAGGUUCAAAGAUUUCCCGAAGAAUUGCCUCGCUAGUCAGAUUUCGUGAGAAGCGGAAAGAGAGAUGCUUUGAAAAGAAAAUACGCUAUACUUGCCGAAAAGAGGUUGCUCAGAGGAUGCAUCGUAAGAAUGGUCAGUUUGCAUCAGUCAAGGACUCUAACUCAGGUGAAGGAAGCUGUGAUCAAAGUGAUGACACCCCUGACUCUGUCUUGCGUAGUUGUCAACACUGUGGGAUCAAUGAGAAGUUAACCCCGGCAAUGCGUAGGGGGCCAGCUGGUCCCAGAACACUUUGCAAUGCUUGUGGCCUUAUGUGGGCAAACAAGGGAACACUGAGAGAUCUUAGAAAAGGAGGCAGGAGUACUCACUUUGAUUCAAAGGAGCUGGAAACUCCAACUGAUAUUAAGCCUUCAACUUUGGAACCAGAAAAUUCUUUUGCCAAUAAUGAUGAGCAGGGAAGCCCACAAGAGAAGAAGCCUGUACCUAUGGAUUCUGAAAAUCAUUUAAUAACAUCAAACGAGCAGGAAUUCGCACAAAAUUCACAUCCUUUUCUCAUCCACGUGGAGAAUUCCUCAGUCAACCUUGAUAACGAGGACAUACAGGAAACACUAGAAGAGCUUGCUGAUGCUUCAGGGUCGGAUUUUGAGAUACCUUCACAUUUUGAUGAACAGGUUGACAUUGAUGAUAGCAACAUCGUGACCUUGUGGCCUGGGACUUAAAAAGAUGGAGGUUUGAUUUGGUUUUGACAUGUUUUGAUCAGCCAGCACUGAUAUCGACUAACUAUAGGUUUCCGGAGAUCUGUUGUUCAUAGACACAGGAUCGGGAUCAUUCCCUUGUAAUUGAAUUGCUAAAAUCAAUACAGUCGUCUCCUUUUUUCCCCUUUGAUAUUUUGUUAUAAUUAUAAUGUGAAUAAAUAUAAUAUUUGGUGCUUUCCUUCUU
This is a messenger RNA of Gossypium raimondii (Peruvian cotton), 1417 nucleotides long. Its product is annotated as GATA transcription factor 19. Gene Ontology annotation, biological process: regulation of DNA-templated transcription. Gene Ontology annotation, molecular function: zinc ion binding; protein binding; sequence-specific DNA binding. Lineage: Eukaryota; Viridiplantae; Streptophyta; Magnoliopsida; Malvales; Malvaceae. The transcript has 11 exons. The coding region runs from base 151 to 1197 and encodes 348 amino acids. The record is from RefSeq and is a predicted model, not a curated record.